This is a messenger RNA of Trichomonas vaginalis G3, 690 nucleotides long. RefSeq lists its product as uncharacterized. The record is from RefSeq and is a predicted model, not a curated record. The coding region runs from base 1 to 690 and encodes 229 amino acids. NCBI's taxonomy places the organism in Eukaryota, Parabasalia, Trichomonadida, Trichomonadidae. The transcript has a single exon.
AUGGUCUAUGCUGGUAGAUCAUACAGCUGGCCAGAACAAAACAAAGAUCGUGCUGCUAGAAGAAUGACCGGAUUAGAAUAUUUUUUAUAUAACACUACAAAUGACUAUUAUUGGUCCCUAACAGAUGAUGUUCCUAUUGAUGUCGAUAACAUGGAUAAAAUUCUUCGCCAUUUACAGAAUAAUUAUCUCCCUUUAAAUGAAUCAGUAUUUAUUGGUCAUAGUCUUAAAGGAUGGUUUAUCCAGGGAGGAACUGGAUUCUUACUCUCAAGAUAUGGAGCAAAAAUGAUCAUUGAACACGCUGUUGACUGGGUUAGAGAUAUUCCAUACGAAGAUGAUAAAGCAACACUUGAUUUUAGAAUAUGGAUGGGACUUUCUAAAAGAGAUACAUACUCCAGUCUGAUGUUUGGCGAAGAACCUCGAGUUUUUAAUCAAUCUGAAUUUUGGAAGCAAAAACUACCUCGUUGUCAUUCAUUCCACAGAAGCAGGUGCAGUGAUAAUUAUAAAAUAACCGAUCUUCACGCUCUCCACACAAGAAAAAUGAAUGCAUCACUUGCAAUGGAAAGAUUGAAGCAAGCAAAGAGGGAAUCAACAGAUCUUUACUUCUACUAUUGUUAUAUGGACCUAUAUUUAUGUAGAGGAGAGAAAUAUAAUCCUAAUUUUGAUUGUCCUGUAAAAGGACUUUAUGUUUAA